GCUUGUAUAGCCAGUUUCACACAGCGCGCGGCACUCAUUCUGUGUGUAGAAUUUCUGUAAAUGCGGUUGUCACUACCUGUCACUACCUCGGGAGUUAAUACGGUUGCAGAAUGCGGUUGUCACUCCCGUAUUUUACUGAACUGUGUGUGUACAGAACGCGAUUAAGCACUAAAAGGUGAACUGACAACCGAAUUUAGCUGCAAUGUUCAGGAUGAUGGAGGGCAGACUGUUAGAGCACUCAGAAGAGUGUAAAGAUCCUCCUCAGCUGUUUACAUACUAUCAAGGUGACAUCAACACUGCCGUGGAUGAGCACUUCUUCCGUGCCCUGAACAAAGCCACCAUACCCAAAGACCUCAGCACCAAAGCCAAGGACAGCAACAGGACUCCAAAAUCUGGUGUCCCUCCAUCAUCAUCAUCAUCACCAUGGGGUCUAACAUGGUCUAAGUCCACACACUCUUCUGGCUCCUCAAAGUUGACCCAACUGACAUCCAUGGAAGCCUCGGCUCCAUCCCAGGGAGUUAUCGUGAAUCCUUCAGGACUAUCAUCAUCAUCAUCCUCCUUCUGGCCACCCAGACAAGGCACAGGCUUUGAACUGCCUCAAAUACUCUACCAACAGCCCGUGGCUGCUGAGAGCAGUGCCAACUCUUACCUAAAUCUGUUACAAAUGGAUCGCCCAACAGGGGGCAUCAUGAUCUCGCCCUUCUCAAAAUCAGAUACCAGACCAGAGUGGAAUUCUGGGAUGGCCUUUAAAGAUGUAUCUGGAAGCAGGAUCGGCCUAGAUUCAGGUGUGCCUGAAAUCAAUAAGGAUUUGUACUGGUAUUGAAGAAGAGAUUUCUGGCUUUACUUUAUGACGAAAAUACAUUUUCAGCAUAAGACUGCCUGUGUUUACAUUAUUAUGUAAGCUUAAACUCAAACCAUCAUUAUCAUGGCGUCAGACAUUCCUCAGAAAUGAAUUGCUUCUUUUAGUCGUGAACAUGUAUAUAAGCUACCUUAUAAUAGGACAUAAGUGAGAAAACCUGAUUGGAAAUGGUUUGCUUCUCUUAGCUGUUUAAUUGGUGAUUGAGGAAGUAAAGUCUAUUUAUAUUAUUUGUAAUACAAUCAUUGUUGUUCUAAACUUUCUUUUUGUAUUGUAUGCUGUUUUGAAAGUUCUUAUUUUUACUGUAGACUGUAAUUUCCACAAUGCAAAAACUAUAUUGUCAUUUGACAAAAAAUAUAUAUAUAUUUAAUAUAGCUACUUUUUAAAGGAAACUUUCUUUCUGAAAAGUUCCUCAUACCUUGGGGGACCGUUCAAAACCUCAGUGUGUCGACUCUUUAGAUCAGGUUACACAGAAGGCAAAGCAUAGUUCAUGCAAUUCCAAAAGUAAACUGACAUGAGCAAUCCAAAAAUAAAUUUCCUCGAAAUUGUUCAAAUGAAUUUCAUCUUUACAAACCUGUUUUCUUAAAACCUGCUUCACACUUUUUUUCCCUCAAGCAAUGAAGCAUUUCUCUGUCACAGUCCCUCACUUUUGAUAUAUGAGUAUGACAAAACAGCUAAAGGCUUUACACAUUGAUGAAUUUCUUCAAUUAUUUCCAAGAAUUGUAUACUGCAGUCUAUUUUCAGAUUAGACAUGUGACCCAUUGUUUAAUAAAUCCCUCAUAAAUAUUG
Messenger RNA from Megalobrama amblycephala (Wuchang bream), 1645 nucleotides. RefSeq lists its product as uncharacterized. Lineage: Eukaryota; Metazoa; Chordata; Actinopteri; Cypriniformes; Xenocyprididae. Gene Ontology annotation, cellular component: nucleus. The transcript has 4 exons. Gene Ontology annotation, biological process: regulation of transcription by RNA polymerase II. The record is from RefSeq and is a predicted model, not a curated record. The coding region runs from base 203 to 823 and encodes 206 amino acids.